AUGAACUCGUCUUGGGAGAAAUGCGCGACUGAAUAUGAUCCCGAUCCAGACAUUGCGGGGAUUGGUGUCGUCACCGCUUUUAUUACUGCCUCAUGCUUGGCUAUUCUCAGUAUAAGCUUGUAUCUUGCCAUUGCCAGAUCUGGGUUGAAUAUCAUUGAGGCUGGAAAUGUGAGACCACCACCUCGACUUGGCUUCGUAGAAUCCGUCAAUCCAAUUGAUGAUUGGGUGCGAAGAAAUGUCUCUGAUCCCUUUGUUAAGCUUCUUGUCACAUCAAGGUGGAUCAGAGCGCAUAUUAACCAGCUGAAACGCGGUCUCUACUCGUUUGUGAUAACCCUCGCUGAUACACAACUCGUCACUGGCAUGGCGAUAUUGUGCACUGCCAUCAUCCAGUUACGCAGAGAAGAGAUAUCGGUCUAUCAUUUUAUGACGGCGACUAACCUUGCAUGGCUCACAAGUGGUGUACAUAUACUGACGCUUUACGCCAUACGCGUUGAAACGAAUGGAGGAUUGAGCAACAAGCCUGUUCACCAAACAGAAGACAGGUCUUUUCUCAAAAAGGCUCAGUUACAUUCUCGCUUGGGGACAGACAUGCUAUGUCGAAUUUUCGCUAUGCUUAUUCUAGCGGCGUUGUUAUUAUACUGCACCUUCAUUACCGGGGCUGGAGGAUGGGAUAAUUACGACGAACGGAAAGCGAGUUGUGCGAUCAGCAUGAGAAAGUCAGGAAGUCCUCUCUCUUGGAUGAUCGCGAGCUAUGUCCUGCUCAUCCAAGGGUAUACCAUCCAGUGUUUGUCGCUGUGGCCCGCAGUCUCGAUAUGGUGGAUGAACAGGAUCAAGAUUUUCCGUUCCGAUGAUAGAGUCUUGGGAGCACCAAAUAAUGGACAGAAACGACGCUGGUGGCGGUUGAUACUUAUGCCCUUGUAUUAUGUAUUUAACUCAGAAGCAUUGGGCGUUCUUCUCUUUGAUGGAGUGUUGUGGUUUGGUCUCGGGGUUUGGUGGAUUCAGGCAGAGAGAAUUUAUGUACUUAGUGCGUGGGAGGGGAUGGAAUCAGAGAGCGACAUUGAAGGAGUUAGUCAGCUGCUGUGCCUCCUGAUACUGGUGCUUCCAUUUCUCCAGGCAUUGCGCACGUAUCACGUCAGGAUUGAGAGUCUGGGCAUAAACUCUGGACCGGUCUUUUACGGAGAUUCACAUCCAAAACGGACCUUCGUUGACUAA
Molecule: messenger RNA, 1212 nt
Organism: Fusarium odoratissimum NRRL 54006
Lineage: Eukaryota; Fungi; Ascomycota; Sordariomycetes; Hypocreales; Nectriaceae
Exons: 3
Coding region: 1-1212 (403 amino acids)
Source: RefSeq, a predicted model, not a curated record